AUGAAUCUGAACGCCGAGGCCUGCGCUGAGGAGAGGAAGUUGCAGCUGCAGGAGCUUGAAGAGCUCCGCCUCGAUGCGUAUGACUCUGCCAUGUGGUAUAAAGAAAGAACGAAGAUGUGGCAUGACAAAAACCUCAGAAAGAAGGAGCUCAAGGCAAGACAGAAGGUGCUACUAUUCCAGUCGAGACUGAAACUGAUGCCAGGGAAGCUGAGGUCAAGGUGGACUGGCCCCUAUACCAUCAUCGCCAUACGAGCAAAUGGAGCAAUCGAACUCCAAGGAAGCGACCCUGACUCGUCUUCCUUCUUAGUGAAUGGCCAUAGUGUGAAGUCCUACAGGGAUGGAACUGAGGUGUGCGUGGUGGAAGAAAUUCCACUAUUCAUGCCUAAAUCUCUCCAAUGA
Messenger RNA from Salvia splendens (bonfire salvia), 399 nucleotides. RefSeq lists its product as uncharacterized. The record is from RefSeq and is a predicted model, not a curated record. The transcript has a single exon. NCBI's taxonomy places the organism in Eukaryota, Viridiplantae, Streptophyta, Magnoliopsida, Lamiales, Lamiaceae. Bases 1 to 399 code for a protein of 132 amino acids.